AUGAUUGUGAAGAAUAUACUCGCUUUGAGGAAAUUCUCAAUGUUCCUACAAGGGAUAAUUGUACUUCAGCCGCUAUAUCUCGGAAUUAACACGCCUUACUACACGAUUAAAAGGUUUAAAAUCCCGGAGUCCUCAGUGGACCUAUACAUCACUAAAAUUAACAUCACGAUGCAGCUCGGAUACUUCGUGGGACUUCUGCUGGCUAACUUCUACUUCUACGUCUUCCCGCGCUGGAUACAGAGGUAUAACCUGUACAUUUCAGUGGUCACAAACUGGCUCACAGUUACCUACUCCACACUGCUCCUGCUCUCCUACCUCGUCAAGGGGGACGAGGGCUCGCUCACAUUCUACUUCUACAUGCUGGUGAUGUGCGCGCUGGUGUUCGGAAUCAACGAGUCGUUCGCAAUGAACGUGGGCAUCGUGGAGCUGCCCUGGUUCACAGCCUCGAUUCCAGCAUCAGGCCUCAUGGUGGUGGCGAUCGAGUUCACUAUCAUAUCGUGUCAGAUAACAAUUUUGAUCUUCCUCUGCGCUUUUACCUCGGUGCUCUGGAUGGUCUCUUACAUGCAAAUUUCGCACGACGCCUAUCAGAUCGACGAGGCAUCCUACCAGGAAAUGGAGCUGGAGGCGCAGAAGUACUACUACCCAGCAGACUAUUCGUUCUUGAAGAGGAUGUGGAUGUCAAGGUACCCGUUCGUCGCCUCCGCAGUGGGAUUAGGGUACCUCUACGGCUUCUACCCGGCCAUAAUACCGUACAAGCUCGCAAACUUGAGGGACGCGUACUACAUAGACCUGGUGUCAAUCUUCGCAGGCUCCUCAGUGGCGCUGAUGGUAAGUAUGCUGUGCGAAUACACGAGGUUCGGGCCGAACAAGAACUGGGAGGCCACAGAUUCGAAGUGGGUGUACUCGCUCUUCGUGGCAAUCCCGUACCUGCUGCUCCCGGUCUUCUUCAUUAACCCUCUGCACUUCCCGGAAACGCCCGUCUUCAAGGUCAUUUUGGAAAACAGAGGUGUUGUGGCACUGCUUGCAGUCUCCUUCAACAUGAUGAGCUGCUUGCUCACAGUAGUAGGAUACUCGGCCUCAUCGAAGCAGACCAACAGAGAGAACGACCCGGACAUGGCUCCGCUGAACGUGUUCAUAACCUACACGGUGAUGCUUUGCGUAAUCCUGUACUCGCAGGGGUACUUGACCUUUUACGGCAUGGUCGAGUCGGGAAAGCUGACGGUAGUAGAGGGAGGCAAGGGCAAGCGCUUCUUCUACUGGCUCGGAAAGUCGUUUGUGUACGGGUGGAAUAGGUUCAGGCUGAUUCUAGUCUCAGACAUAAGGGCGGACAUUCUGAAGAUCAAGGAGCUGUAG
Theileria orientalis strain Shintoku is the source of this 1353-nucleotide messenger RNA. RefSeq lists its product as hypothetical. Lineage: Eukaryota; Apicomplexa; Aconoidasida; Piroplasmida; Theileriidae. The coding region runs from base 1 to 1353 and encodes 450 amino acids. The transcript has 2 exons. The record is from RefSeq and is a predicted model, not a curated record.